GUUGAAUCUCCUGCUUCGCGAGACUUCGUGUCGGCAUACACACCAAACAUGUCGGCAUUCAAGAGAAAACGUGGAGGACAGGGUCCUGCUAACAAGAAGGCAAAAAAGGCAAAAAUUGUUGCGGACAAAAAUGAAGCACCGGUUAAAACCGAAGAGGAGACGAAAAACGAAGAUGUAGUCAUAGGCCCAGUCUCAAAGGGUAAAUGGACCAACAAGGAACGAGUUCUAAUCUUCUCCUCCAGAGGCAUCAACUUCAGGACAAGACAUUUAAUGCAAGACUUGAGGAAUAUAAUGCCUCAUUCAAAAGCAGAUACAAAAAUGGACAGGAAAGACAAGCUGUUUGUUGUUAAUGAGGUGUGUGAAAUCAAAAACUGCAACAAAUGCCUCUUUUUUGAGGCAAAGAAAAAGCAAGACCUUUAUAUGUGGAUUUCAAAUUCCCCACACGGACCUUCUGCAAAGUUUCUGGUUGAGAACAUUCACACACUGGCUGAACUUAAAAUGACAGGAAAUUGCCUCAAAGGAUCCAGACCACUGCUCUCAUUCGAUCCUAAAUUUGACAAAGAGCCACAGUAUGCUUUACUGAAGGAGCUUUUCAUACAGACAUUUGCCACACCACACUACCACCCAAAGAGUCAACCUUUUGUGGACCACGUCUUCACAUUCACCAUCGUGGACAACAGAAUAUGGUUUCGAAACUACCAGAUAAUUGAGGAGGAUGCCUCUCUGGUGGAGAUCGGGCCUCGAUUUGUUCUCAACCUAAUCAAGAUCUUUGGGGGGAGCUUUGGGGGUGUUACGUUGCAUGAAAACCCACACUUCCGUUCUCCUAACCUGCACCGGCGAGAGCUACGACUGACGGCAGCAGCCAAAGUACGUGAAAAGCAAAUGGUGAAGGAAAUGCAUAAAAUGAAGAAGAGCGACGGGAAGGAGGACUUGACAAAGGAUGUUACCGCUGACGUCUUCCUAACACCAGCAGAAGAGAAACCAGUUCACAUUGAGACAGAGGCACCUGAGCCAAAAGUUGCCAAGAAGAACAAGCACAAAGCUUUCAAAAGACAAAGGAUGCAGAAGGCGCGCAGGUAAUUAGGUUGAGUGGAUAAAGGAGUGAAUGACUUACUGGAUCCCACAAGGCUGUAGUGGCAAAAAUGAGGCAGCAACACAGCAUUUGAGUCUAAAGUCGAGUAUUAUUUGAACUUUUGCAGGUUGUAAUAAUACUCGAUAUGGUGUCACUUUAUAGUCACAUCACAACGUUUUAGCAUACGAAGGUUGCGCUAAGUGUCAGUGGAUAAACGGAUUCUAAGUGGCCAAACAACUCUUGUAUAAUAAUUUGUCCCUCUCUUUUGAUACAAGUAAAAUUCCACCAGUGUGAUUGAAAAAUACUGUCUGUGUUGUGGAAAAUAAAGAGUUUGAACAGUUA
Molecule: messenger RNA, 1414 nt
Organism: Betta splendens (Siamese fighting fish)
Lineage: Eukaryota; Metazoa; Chordata; Actinopteri; Anabantiformes; Osphronemidae
Gene: brix1
Product: brix domain containing 2
Exons: 10
Coding region: 49-1080 (343 amino acids)
Biological process (GO): ribosomal large subunit assembly; rRNA processing
Cellular component (GO): nucleolus
Molecular function (GO): rRNA binding
Source: RefSeq, a predicted model, not a curated record